Messenger RNA from Aspergillus steynii IBT 23096, 1554 nucleotides. Its product is annotated as MFS general substrate transporter. Gene Ontology annotation, cellular component: membrane. The coding region runs from base 1 to 1554 and encodes 517 amino acids. Gene Ontology annotation, biological process: transmembrane transport; carbohydrate transport. NCBI's taxonomy places the organism in Eukaryota, Fungi, Ascomycota, Eurotiomycetes, Eurotiales, Aspergillaceae. The transcript has 4 exons. Gene Ontology annotation, molecular function: carbohydrate:proton symporter activity. The record is from RefSeq and is a predicted model, not a curated record.
AUGCGCCAACGACCCCCUCACCAUGAAACCACCUCGUCUCCUUCGCCUUCUAAUGAAUCCACUGAAAAGAACCAGUCGCUGCUUUCCUCCGUCAAACAGUCUCCCAAAAUCGCAGCCUACUGUCUGGCCCUGACGUCCGGAAUCCUGCUAUACGGAUAUGACCUCGUCAUCGUGGGCAAUGUCUCCUCCAUGCCUAAAUUCCAGCGCGACUUCGGCCGCAAGCUCAACAACACCCUCAUCAUCCCCUCCCUCUGGCUCGGCCUCUGGAACAUCGCCAACCCCAUCGGCGGCAUCUUCGGCUCCCUGCUCGCCGGCUUCGUCCAAGACCGCACCGGCCGCCGCUUCGCCCUCGCCCUCGCCAGCCUCAUCUCCGCCCUCGGCGUCGCAGUCGCCUACGUCUCCAACCUCCCCGACGCCAUCGACGCCCGCCGCGCCGUCUUCUUCGUCGCUAAGUUCGUGCAAGGCUUCGCCGUCAACAUGAUCAUGUGCACCACCCAGACCUACAUGUCCGAGGUCCUGCCGCCGGUCCUGCGCGGCCCUAUACUGGCCUUCUUCCCGCUCUUCAUGCUCCUGGGCCAGUUGAUCGGCAGCGUCGUCGUCUUCACCCAGCUAGACGCCCCCGGCGCCAUCGGCUACCAGAGAUGCAUCAUCUCGCAGUGGCCAUUCUCCGCCAUCCCGAUGCUCGUGGCGGCGUUUCUGCCCGAGAGCCCGACAUACCUCGUGCGCAGGGACCGAGUCGAUGAUGCACGCAAAGCCCAGCGCCGACUCGACUCCACAGCCGUGAACUCCGACGCGAACCUCGAACACCUGCGUCUCUCUCUCCGACUCGAAAGCGAAAAGUCAGACCACGCAGGGGCAGGAUACAUGGAGUGUUUCCGGGGCGUGAACCGUCGGCGCACGAUGAUCGUGUUGUUUGCGAAUCUGGUGCCUCAGCUGUUCGGGCUGACGCUGCUUGCGAAGGCGAGUUAUUUUCUGCAGACCGUGGGCAUGGAUGCCACGAAUAGUCUGCUGUUUCUGCAGGUGGGGAUCGCGUUGGGUCUCGUUGCUAAUAUAGUGAGUAUGUGGACGUUGACGAGGUUUGGGCGCGUUCCGCUCUUGCUGUUUGGGCUGUCGGUGUCGACGGUGCUUUGGACGGCGAUGGGGAUUUUGGGGUGUUUUCGGGGGGUGGUUACUAUUUGGUGGUCUGCUGUAUCUCUCAUGCUGGUGAUCAUGAUCUGCGGGCUCAGCACCUGGCCGGCGUCGUAUGUCGUGGCGGCUGAGACGUCGGCGCUGUGUCUGCGUUCGAAGACGCAGGGUCUAGGAUGGUUAGUGAAUGGUCUGUCGAAUGGCGUCUUUGGGCUGGUGCUGCCGUAUAUAUUUAAUCCUGAUGAGGGCGCGCUCCGUGCGAAGACGGGGUUCGUGUAUACGGGUUUUUGUGUCCUCGCAGUGGCUGGGACGUGGUUGUUUGUUCCGGAGAUGAAGGAUCGAAAGCCGAUGGAGAUUGAUCGGAUGUUUGAGAUGAGACUGUCGACGAGGAGGUUUAAGGGUUGGGUUGAGGAGGAGAGCUCUGCUUGA